Pichia membranifaciens NRRL Y-2026 is the source of this 1398-nucleotide messenger RNA. RefSeq lists its product as hypothetical. The transcript has a single exon. NCBI's taxonomy places the organism in Eukaryota, Fungi, Ascomycota, Pichiomycetes, Pichiales, Pichiaceae. The record is from RefSeq and is a predicted model, not a curated record. Bases 1 to 1398 code for a protein of 465 amino acids.
AUGUCUUUAGAAGGUGCAAUUGGCGAAGAGAAGAAACUGAUGUCUCUUCUCAGAGAACGCCAGUACAAGUCAGAGAAUGCCCCAAGGAGUCGCAGUGCCUCUCGGAACCCGAAGGAGUGUAGCGUUGCUACAAGGUCGGAAAGCGUGACCCCGUCUGUCUACGAAGAACAAGUGUAUCCUGAAUCUAUCACAUUCAAAGAUCCAUCUUCAAGACUUUCGACGAAGCCCAUAGCAGACGAUCAAAUAGACGUCAGUUCUGAGGAAAGGUUAAGCGAUAGUGAUUAUGAAUUUUCUGUUAAUGACGAGGGAAGAAUAUUGCCAAACUACUCGUCAUCUGGUCCAGUCUCAUCUUCCAAAAAGAAGGUGGAUGAAUUGACUUUGCUAAAUGAAAGGAAAAUGAUGAAAAAGGCUGAAUCUGCAAAGAUAGCCGAUUCAUUGCUUGCGUCGGAGAGAGCUAUAAGUAACGCAAAGGCUAUUGGAAGAAAUAUCCCGACGGAAGUUAUUAAUACUCUGGAAGAACAGGCAAAAGACUCAGGGACUGAAAUCCAUGUUGAUCCGGAAGAGUUUUACCAAGAAAGGGCCGCUAGGAAGAACAAGUUGGAAGAAUAUGCGGUUUACAAAAAAAAGCUGAUAUCUUCCGGAACAACAUCCAAUGCUGAGUUUAUUGCUCCUUAUACUCGAGACCAAGAAGACAAGAUAGAUACAGAACUUGCAACUGUCUUGAAUUCUAAAACACAAAUUUCCGAUAUCGAUUCCGAUGUAUCAAAUCAGCGUGCCGUGCGUACAAUCACAAGGGGUAAUUUUUUUGAAACUUUGAUCAGCAGCGAUGUCAAACAUCCCAAGAGUUUUGUUCUUUGUAUGGAUUUCUCAGAUGAAAGCAAAUAUGCUUUGGAAUGGUGUGUUGGUACUGUUUUGGUCGAUUCCUCAGUCUUAUACAUUUUGAAUGUUUUGGAAGAUGACGAUUAUUCGUCGAUGAAUUUGAACGGUAUUCAACCAACAAGUUCUGGAAAAUCCUUAGCAACAGAUCACCCUUCGGGAACAACAAGAGAACGUACUCGUGUCAACAACGUGAAUGAAAUUACCAAACUAGUAGUUGACCUAUUGAAACUAACAAAACUUCAGAUUCAUGUGGUUAUUGAGUCAUGCCAUCAUCCUAUACCCAGACACUUUAUAGUGGGUGUUAUAAAGCACAUGUCUCCUAACCUAGUAGUUGUUGGCUCGAAGGGCUCGUCUGCCAUUAAAGGUGUUCUCAUGGGCUCGCUCUCUAAUCAUCUUGUUAGGAAGUCACCUGUUCCAGUAAUGGUUGUAAGGAAUAGGUUGAAGAAAAUUGCGAAAAAGAGUAAAUUUUCCAAUAAUGUCACUUCUCUGAAAGGGUUGGCAGAUGCAAGAAUUGAUUAG